Molecule: messenger RNA, 9939 nt
Organism: Lagopus muta (rock ptarmigan)
Lineage: Eukaryota; Metazoa; Chordata; Aves; Galliformes; Phasianidae
Gene: TGFB3
Product: transforming growth factor beta 3
Exons: 7
Coding region: 79-1317 (412 amino acids)
Biological process (GO): regulation of cell population proliferation; transforming growth factor beta receptor signaling pathway; BMP signaling pathway
Cellular component (GO): extracellular region
Molecular function (GO): type II transforming growth factor beta receptor binding; type III transforming growth factor beta receptor binding; cytokine activity
Source: RefSeq, a predicted model, not a curated record
GGGGCCCCGCGCCCGCCGCUCGCCGCCGCCCGGGGGGCUCUCCCCGGGGGCACCGCCGCCGCCGCCGCCCCCUCGCACAUGAAGAUGUACGCGCAAAGGGCUCUGGUGCUGCUCUCGCUGCUGAGCUUCGCCACCGUGAGCCUCGCGCUGUCCUCCUGCACCACCUUGGACCUCGAGCACAUCAAGAAGAAGCGGGUGGAGGCCAUCCGGGGGCAGAUCCUGAGCAAGCUGCGGCUCACCAGCCCCCCGGAGAGCGUGGGGCCGGCCCACGUGCCCUACCAGAUCCUGGCGCUCUACAACAGCACCCGCGAGCUGCUGGAGGAGAUGGAGGAGGAGAAGGAGGAGAGCUGCUCUCAGGAGAACACCGAGUCCGAGUACUAUGCCAAAGAGAUCCAUAAAUUUGACAUGAUCCAGGGCCUCCCCGAGCACAAUGAGUUGGGCAUUUGCCCAAAAGGUGUCACCUCCAAUGUGUUCCGGUUUAACGUGUCCUCAGCAGAGAAGAACAGCACCAACCUGUUUCGAGCAGAGUUCCGGGUGCUACGUGUGCCCAACCCGAGCUCCAAGCGCAGCGAGCAGCGCAUUGAGCUCUUCCAGAUCCUGCGGCCGGAUGAGCACAUAGCAAAGCAGCGCUACCUCAGUGGCAGGAAUGUGCAGACGCGGGGCUCCCCUGAAUGGCUGUCCUUUGAUGUCACCGAGACCGUGCGUGAGUGGCUUCUGCACAGAGAGUCCAACCUUGGCCUGGAAAUCAGCAUACACUGCCCUUGCCAUACUUUUCAGCCCAAUGGGGACAUCUUGGAGAAUUUACAUGAGGUCUUGGAGAUCAAAUUCAAAGGCAUUGACAGUGAAGAUGACUAUGGCCGUGGGGACUUGGGGCGCCUGAAGAAGCAGAAAGACUUGCAUAAUCCCCACCUCAUCUUGAUGAUGUUACCCCCACAUCGCCUGGAGAGCCCAACACUGGGAGGCCAGAGAAAGAAGCGGGCCCUGGAUACCAACUACUGCUUCCGGAACCUGGAGGAGAACUGCUGCGUGCGUCCUCUUUACAUUGACUUCCGACAGGAUCUGGGCUGGAAAUGGGUCCACGAGCCUAAAGGCUACUUUGCAAACUUCUGUUCGGGCCCAUGUCCGUACCUCCGCAGUGCAGACACCACUCACAGCACGGUGCUGGGCUUGUACAACACGCUGAACCCUGAGGCAUCUGCUUCACCCUGCUGCGUCCCACAGGACCUGGAGCCACUGACGAUCUUGUACUAUGUCGGGAGGACACCCAAAGUGGAGCAGCUCUCCAACAUGGUGGUGAAAUCCUGCAAGUGCAGCUGAAAGGCACCCUGGGCUGGCCAAAGCCUAGAGAGAAACUGUCAGCAUCCAUUCUGCUCCAAGGCUAGCACAAAAGGAACUGGAGGUCAGAGACUAUGCAUGCAGAGGGCCGAGUGCUAAACCCUGUGGCUUUGGGUCUGGCAGUCCUUGGGAAUCUCUUCUGGAACAUUUCUCGGUCUUGUUGCCAGUGUCGCGUUCCCUCUGGGAAUUACUUUGACGACACAAAGGCCACACUCCAAAAUGACUGGACAGUUGAUGCGGAAGAGAAAGACAGAGUGAAGGAACUGCUGUGUAUUUGAAUGCUGGGAUAGUUGAACUGGGAAGGCGAGGGAUGAGAAAGAGCAGUUAAAAGGAGGGAUUGGAAAUGAAGCAGUGUUUCCCCUUCUUGCUGUAGCCCCCUUGGGACCUCUGCCCUCCCCAGUGGCCUGAAGAAUUAUGAAGGUUUUCCCUCCUGCAGGAGAAAAUCCUGGAAUUUUCUUUAGAGAAAGAAAAUGCACCGAGAAGCUGCUCAGAGAAGAGAUGCUCAGAGAUACACAUAGACUUGCGUUCCUCAGAACUGUGAUCCAGGAGGCCUGUAUCUACAGUUGUGUUUCUGCCAGACCUGUAACUUCAGUUGGCAGACUGUGGCUAUUGGUUUCCAAAAGCAAACUGCAAGGCCCCCAUUCAGCCUGCUGAGGUGGGCAAAGGCAAGCAGAGAAGGUGCUGAGCCCAUUUUAAGGAGGACUGAUGUCUCUAUUCAGCUCUUUUCCUUUUCUGGAGUUUCUGAAAGAUGGCUUCUGGGUCAGGGCAAGAGCAUUAUCUGGGGGGCACCUGGAUUUUGGAGCCAUUCACUCAUGAUCUGAUAACACCCUGAGGACCUUUUGUCUGUUGUGGUUUGUGAUCUCAACGUGGCCCAGGCCUCACCUGCCAAGACUUAAAAAAGAAAAACUAUUAAUCUCAAAAACAUUGUAAAAAAUAAAUAUUUGGGGGGGGAGAUGGUUGUUUUUUUCUUCCCCACCACCUUUCCUCCCCCUACAGGGAUGCUGUUGAAGGGUUAGAUGUUUUUUUGUUUUUAAACUGCUACUACUGUGGCAUACUUGGUCACUUUAAAAUCUUUCCCUUUUCCUGAGUAUCUCUUCAAGGAAAUGGGCAGAAUUUAGGUCAGCCAGAGAGCUCAGAAUGGAAAUUCCUUUGUACCUUCAAACAGUGUCUGCUGUGUAUGUGCCCUGUCCUCCUCUGGUCCCUCUGACAGACAUGUCACCUCUCACAUCUGAUUUUGAUAGAUUUAUAUAAAGCACCCCUCAAAUAUAAAACAUUUCCAAGAGUACUGUUUAAAUAAUCAGGGCAUUGCAGUUGUCACAGCUGACAAAAAUCAUACAUUCAUUGGAAUAUAUAAGUUCUGCCAGUACAGACUUGUACACAAAGGCCAGCCUCCUCACAUUUACCAUGAACAUUUCAUACACUUAUAAAAUGUUCACAGAUGUGGCCCUGGCAAGUAAUCAACAUACUGUUUUUUAAAAAGUGUGCUUUUUUCAGCCACAGAUACUCCAAAAAUUACAAGCCUCUAGUACUUGCUUGCAUGUCAGAUGAGACACAGGCUGCCUCUCCUUCAACCACAACUACUUAAUGUUCUAAAGACCACAGAAAUUCCUCCCUGUCCCUUCCCACUUCCUGGUCCCCAGCAGUUGAAUGUCACGACAUGGAACAACUUAAUUGCUUGUGGCCAGGGCUCUGCAUGGUCAGCUUGGAAUGCAGCUCCUGGUCCUGCACUUCAGUAGCUGCUUCCAUACACCUUGCCACAAUGCUGCCAUAACAUGUAAUCACAAACAUCUCAGCACAUCCAUUAAAAAAAACUCCUCCUCCAUCACCAGCUGGCAAGAUCAGCAAGGGUGGGUCAGCAGAGGGAGCCUGCCAGGCUGCAUGACAUUUUGGCUGGGGCACACAUGCUCUGAGAGAGGCACUCCCCAGUGCUCAGCUUUAUCCCUUUCAUCUCCCUGGGGCUCCUUGACCUGUCUUCUUGGUGUAAUGAUGAAAAUUACUGCUCUGAUCAGCCCUGCAGCACUAAUUUAUUGCUGUGCAGCUCUCCAUGCCCAUGCCUGCCAAGGAAGGGAGCAGGUAAAUGCACUGCAACUUCACUACCAUGCUGAUAGACAGUCCAGAAAUUUAGUGGCUGCCCUGGGGAGGGGAGGGAAAUCCAGAUGCCAGUUGGCACAGAAAUUCUCUCUAAUCUCCUUUUAGCAGCAGCAGCCCUUGGGGAGGUUUUGGUUUACAAGCUACAGUCUGUUCUUUGGUCAUUGUUCCUCGUGAGCCCUGUGCUGGCUCGGCUGCAUAUCCAACUGAAGAGCUUUCUCGCUAUUGAGGGGAAAAAAGCACAAGAAGGGGGAGCUGCAAAGAGCUGAGCAAGAACACGAGCUUCACAGUCAUACGUGGCACUUGGAGCGUGCCAGAACCUCCCACAGAUUAACCCUGGCAGGCCCCUCGAGGUGAGCCUGCGUUGCUAGUUUUGUUCACUGCUGCUCAGUGGCAGGGAGGGGCGGCAGAGGAAGCAGGCCGUGCUGAACUGCUUGGAAAGAAGGCAAAAUGGAAGGGAAAGCAGGACAGAGGAUUCCUGGGGUGUUCAACCAGUUAGGAUUCAGGUAACCUCAUGGUUCUUCCCGAGUCAAACACUCCCUUCAGUUACUCCUCUCCCCAGACUGGAAAGUUUCCUAUCAAGUGCAGUUUCCUAUCUGCAUUUUAGAAUUAGAUUUGUAAGACAGGCUCCACGUUCAUUUUCUUACAGUUAAAAUAGCUUUCUUAGGGUCGUUUCAGCUAUAAUUUAGCAAUAAACUAUACCACCCACAUGGGGUUAAUAAGAGAUUGAAUCCACUCCUGGGCCCAGGCUUACUAAAACAUUUCAGGACACUAGUGUGAGAAAGACCAGCAGAUAGAGAGUUCUCUAUCUGCUCUGUUACUUGGUGGCAAAUUGACAAAGACAAUGGGAAUGAAAAAGUGGGUUCUUCACUGCCAACAAUGAAUACAGCUCCCAACAGUUCCCUCUUGUUAUUCCCAGGAACAAACAGAAGCUGAUGAAAACAAUCCCACUGCACUUUCCCUCUCUUUAACAAAAAUCAAUGGUUUGAAAGAGUGAAAAAAACACUAUUCUGCACUGCCAUAGGGAAGAUCCUACCCAAACAAUCAAAUCACCAUCUGUGUAGUUCUGUUUGUUUGUGGCAUACUCCAUUACAGCACGCAAGAAGUCUAGUACCAAACUUGAACACUUUGUUUUGCAGGCUAUUGUGCAACACAGAGCUCUGCAAGGGGCACUGCUUCUGUAAGUGCAGGAACAUACACUGAUAUUUCAACAAAUCAUGCACUUUUUGCAGGCUAAAUGAAUCUUUGUUCUCUGGUCUGUGGUGCUGCAUGGUCUCUAGCUAUCUCAGAACACUUAAAAAAAGCAGUAAAACAUCUCAGUUACUGCUGUAUGAACAGGAGUAUACUUCUUGGUGUUUCACCUUUCCAGAACCAAUAGGCAUCAGUACUUAUAGUAAACAAGAUAGACCAUGUCCAAAAGCAAAGACAAAAAGACAAACAUACGUGUCCACUUCUCCAGCAACAUCAUGGCUCUGUUUUGCUCUGUCCUCUGAUGUCUCACAUCUCUUUCUGCUGUAGUUGUACAAUUUCCAUUCUCCCUGUUAACAGACCCUUUGUUUACUGUUCAGUCUGCUAUGAAGCUUUCCUUACCAACGACGAGGCUGUCCUUAACCAGAGCAAAAAUAAAGGAGGCCUCCCUGCUCACAUCACUUCGUCAGUGAAACCACUGCCUCAUGGCAGAAGAGGAUCCAUUGCCUACGAUGUCUUAUGAGGCAGAUGUCUUCAAUACGAUCCAAGGUUCAAUGCAGGACAGGUUGAGCAUCACAGUGUGAGCAGGACACAGCUCAAAGAGCCAGGUCUGUUGAAGAGGAAGGACUCCUUUUGCUCUGCUUGUGUUUCUAGUAGCAUACAAAGCAUCAAGUAUAUACUAAUGAGUUUUCUUCUCUUAAUAUGUGAUUGGAAAGCAAUAAAAUCUAUCAAGAAAAUGCAGUUUUCAGUUUUCAAAGGUAUGGUACCUACCCACUUGCAAAACUAUACUGACUUGCAAUAGCGCAGAAAAAUAGAUAGCUGUCUGGGCUGCCUAUAAGCUACAUUAAUUGUGUUUUAGAAUAACAGCAGUGAUGUGGAUAGAAUGAUAGAGUGCCUUAUAAUUAUUUAAAAUAUCUAUUAACAUUUUUUAAAAUUCAAAAUCAUUAGAAUAUAUUGGUCAAGAGCUGUAUAAAAGUAAUAACAAGUUUACUAUGGCAUUGAGCAAAAGAACAUUUGAACACUCAGGUCUCUGCUUUACAAACGUUUUCUUUCAUUUCUAGGGAAGUCAUUUAAGCCUUUUUUCAUUCUUCAUGCAGCUCCACAGGUGACAGAGAGACGCAACUAAGCCCAGUGUCUUUAGUCCUCUCUUGAAUAGAGGCUUCUGAUACCCCGUACAAAUGCAAGAUCCUUUAUCAUGCAACAAGUCAAGACAGAAGAGACAGUUUUACUUACUGGGAAUCAAAUUGUCUUAGAAACGAAUACAGAUACAUCACUGAGAAAUACAGCAAAUGAAAAUUGCCAAUUAAUGUUUGUCAAUCUCACUCCUCUCUGAAAAACAGUACUGCACUUGAAAUUCCGUAGUUGUGCUUAUGCCUGUAGUUUCAGAAAUAGCUUUACACAGUGCCUUGGAUGUCACAGUGUGUUUCCAAGAAGGACCAAUUUCAAAGAUUACAGACAUCAGUUACUCAGCUGCUUUUAGAACAUCCAUCCUUAGGACUAAGUUGCAUAGGAAAGAUGGCAGGGAUGGUCUGAAGGCAUUCAACCAUCAGCUGGUCCCCUUCUGGUACUGGACUAUGAUUUCAUGGAAAAUACACUUAGGGAUAAGGACCUUUAUAUCUAGUACAAAAUAGAAGUACUUUAAAGCUGUGGUUUGUAGCAAAAAAAUCCCACAUGUUAUUGGCUUCCCACUUCCUGCAAACUUGCUGAAUAGUUUUCAGGCAGAAGCUCUGUCCCCUGUGGUAUAUGCUGGCACUGUUGAUUUACACCAAGGAAUACCGCUCUUUCAAGCAAGCAGGAACUUCUGAAGACAGACAUUUAUUUCUCCAUUCAGGGGGUAAUGGUCUUUGUGCAGGGUGAUGCUCUUUAUAUCUCAUUCCACUUUUCUUUAUAUCUCAUUCCACUUAACUGGCUAGGCAGGAUGGUACCUCAUGCUAUCUAUAAAGACUGAUGCAAGAAAUCAUUACACAUCGGGGUUAUGCGUGUUGCAGAAAGUGAAGGUGACUUUCUUUCCAAGUUUGCCACCACUCAGACAUUUUUCACCAGCUGCAUGCAAACAUUCAUCCUUCGUACACAGAAAUUAGCAUGAGGCAUUGUAAUAAUAUACCAUGACCAGUGCACACUCAUUAUUUGAUGCACGAAGCAAGCUGAGUCAGAUCAGACCAGAGAUUUCCUGACAUUCUUCAGGAAGGAUUUAUUCUUCCUUUUGAGGUUAUUAUCCCCAUUACGAAGCACAACAAAGCAAAGAUUUGCUGUACAGCCAUGGGAGAAACUUAGAAGAUCUCUGCAAUGCAUGCAGUGUAAUGACUGGGGAAUGUCUUGGUGACCAUGUUCUGGGCUUUUCUUUAACCAAAAAUGUAUGGUCUUUUGAAGUGCUGAAACUCUGUGGCCUACAUGCUUAGGAGAUCUCCACUGCUUUGAAGUAUUUGUAAGAAACUUCACUUUUUGGAGAAAGCAGUAGCAGAUAGUCUGACUUGCAACAAGAGCCUUUGGAAGAUGUCCAGCUUGCAACAAGCUGCUUUGAGUGACACCAUUUGAAUCUUCUCCAUCAAAAGAUGCUUUCUACAGAUAUCUCUAACUAUACUUCAGGAUCUGAAGAUCUCAUUUGGAUACCACUAUGCCAAGCAUUCUAUUGUGCUAAUCUGAAGAACAGUAAACAAACAGAACAGCGAGAAACAAAAUAAAGGAGAUGUCAAUAAAACCUCAGGAAAGCAUAGCUUUGCAACAGCUACAACGUGCUGCCUAUAUUCCUUACGUUGUCCUUUUUUUUUUAAUCAACAUCACUUGCAUUUGCCCAAGUCAUUCACAAGACCUAAGAACACUUGCAGAGCCACAGCUUGGCAGGAAGAGUCACCAAUCUUUAUUUUUAGCUAUUUUUCAAGAAGAACUUUCAGCAGACAUAUGGAGACAUGAGUGAACAAGAAAAAAACAUCUGUGAACAAGAAAAAAAAUUCCCAGCUGAUAUCACAGACAAAAUGUAUUCCACAUUGAAUUUCUAGAAUUAGAAAUGGUGGAAAUAACAUCAUUUCCAGAGGGAAAACAUCCCUGAUUUAAACGGGGAAAGAAUCAUGCAACUGCAAGUGUAAGAACUGUAAUUAGUGACACUAAUGAGAUGGCUACAGUCUCAUUUGCCCUCCCAGUAGAUGUACAGUUGUCCAAGUGCAUACCAUGAAGAAUGACACCGACAUCACAGAUGUACCAGACAUAUCUGAUACAGCACGCAAUUUUCAGAAGGUCACAUAAAUAAGGCAAAAACUCUUAAAAAAUACGAAGAGAACCUUUAGUACUAAUGAAUAGAAGUAGUGGGGACAAAUCCCUUCUAAUUUUUCUUCUUCAAUAGAACAAAAAGGUAAUUUUUCUCUACAGUGGAAUGACAAAGCAGUGACAGCUAAACAUUUGGACUUGGCAGUAAAGGAACUUUUCAAAGAUUGUCUCAUGAAUUUUAACACGGUAGUGCUCACAACACAUAGGCAAAAGCCACAUACAAUGCUGAAAUUCCUUUUAGAGAUGACACCACCUGCAGCUGUCCCAAACAGACGACGAAAAUAGAUUGUGAACUUCCCUGAAAUUCUUAAUAAUUGCAUCAGAUUUGUUCCUUAAGACUUUUUUUUUUAAACUAAGAGGUCAGAUAAGAAGCAAUCCCUUUGUAAAGAAUGUAAAAUUUCUCAAGUUCAUUGUGUGCACUGUAGGCACGGACUUUUAGAGAAGAGGCCCUGUUAAGUAUACUAUUUUCCCUAGGGAAUGAUUAUGAUUCACUGAAUACCACUGGUAAAGACUUCACACCAGGGUGUCCACAGUCAUCAGUGAUUCUUUCCUUUAAAUUGGAAACAGAAGUGAAAACUCAUUUUCAAUGAAGGCCAAUAAAAUCCUUUUUUGGUAAGGUAACAGACAGAGCAGACUCCUCAUGGUGCCUCAUUUGUCACCUUUUGUUCAGGGGAGUUUGUCCUUCGUGGUGAAACUGCACAGAAUCCAGUAAGUUUGGAGACGACCUGCUUCUGUUUCUUAACUACUCAUCUCUAAAGCAGCACAGAAACUUGAUCCCAUUUUCUGGAAAGGGCAGUUGGGUUCUAAAGUCAGAAGAAAAGCUACCAAGUACUGUAAUUGUUUAAGGUGUGCUGUGGUUGUGCACAUUCACCCUGAAGGUUCUCUGCACUUAGGCAUUUUAGAAGACAAAGAUGGCAAGAAGCAAAUGUGUGCAUGUACAAGAUAAUGUAAGAGCUUCUGUUAGUGAUAAGUAACUUUCUUUUUCAUAUUUAAGUGAAUAACCAUUCACACAUCACAUUAUGGAUGACUUCCAAACUACAAGCCACUUUGCUCUAAAAUCACAAGUGAUUGGUUGGUCUAGAGGUGGAUCUUACGCACUUGUAAAAGCUUCAAUGUUUUGAAAGCCUCUGCAGCAUAUACAGAGCUUGUCCAGGUGGAGGUGCGGACAAUCUUGGUAAAUGUCAGCAAUUAAGACUUUCCUUAGAGAACCCAACACCACCAACACCAGUGAAUUCGGGUGGAACAUGCCACUGUCAUGAAAGGCAGCUUUACUUUGGCUGCUCCAGCAGGCUGCACUGCAACUGACCAAAUGAAACACUCAUACAAAGCCAGACUACAAGACUGCCUAUGGCCUACCUCUUCUUUGUGACAAGUAGUCAGCAGCUUAUACCUGACAGACAAGCUAAGAAUUGGAAAAACCCAUCAUGAGACUUCCCCUAAACAAUCACCUGAAAAGGCUUAGAAACUUUCUGCUUGUUUUUUGGUUAUAUUUAAUAUACCUUAAUAGAUUUAUUUUCCAUGAAUUUGUGUACUUGCCUUUUCAAACCACAAGCAUGCUUUUGUCUCCAACUACCUUGUGACAAGAAGUUCCACAGGUAAAUUAAAUACUGUGAAAGAAAGCAGCUUUUAUCUUCCCCUCUGCUUUGAAUGUGUUAUCUGCUAGUUCCAUUUGAUUCAAAACUGGAACAAUGAUUUCCUUUUCACCUUCUCCCUUACAUUUCUCCUUACUCAUCUUCUUUCCAGUUUAAGAUUUUCUGCAUUAAUAAAACUAUGAACACUAAGUUUUGUGUUCUUGUUAUAACCAAUCUCCAGGACUGUCUGGCAGACCCCAUUCUGUAGAAAUUAGAUCCUUUUGAUGUUUAGCAUAAGCAAGAAUUGUUUUAGCUCUAGAAACAUGAGGUUCUAGAACGAAGAAAAAUAGGUCAAGUCCCACGUUUAUAUAAAGCUCAGAAAUUUCUUUUUGGAAAAACACAUGCCAGAUUCACACAGGAAUAGCGUGUGCCCAAAGGAAACUGUAUGAACAGGAUCAAUCAGCCAGAUACUGCAAAAAAAAAAAAAUUUUUUUUU